This is a messenger RNA of Oncorhynchus gorbuscha (pink salmon), 2758 nucleotides long. Its product is annotated as ADP-ribosylation factor-like protein 8A. The record is from RefSeq and is a predicted model, not a curated record. Gene Ontology annotation, biological process: anterograde axonal transport; protein transport. Bases 295 to 861 code for a protein of 188 amino acids. The transcript has 7 exons. Gene Ontology annotation, cellular component: lysosomal membrane. Gene Ontology annotation, molecular function: GTPase activity; GTP binding. Lineage: Eukaryota; Metazoa; Chordata; Actinopteri; Salmoniformes; Salmonidae.
UUGUGGCUGUAGUAACCAGUGACGACCCUUGUCAGGCAGGAAAAGACAAACAGGGAGGAAGGAGGCGUAGUAAACAAGGCAGAUAACUACAACUUACUUUUUUUAAAAAAAAUAACAGUGCCAAUACUUGCGCACAAAACAGUUUGUUUGGUGAAUAUUCACGUUAUUCCACCGUUAGUAAUACAUCCUGUACCCUGUGUUGUCACUGCAACCUAGAUAGUUAUAGCUAGACAAACUUGUCGAGGCUAACAGGCUAACAGGCUCCAGUAGCAGUGCCAUCACAACGCGCCCAGGAUGAUCGCAUUGAUCAACAAGCUCCUUGACUGGUUCAAAGCACUGUUUUGGAAGGAAGAGAUGGAGUUAACAUUGGUGGGACUCCAGUAUUCGGGCAAGACAACUUUCGUUAACGUGAUCGCGUCGGGUCAGUUCAGCGAAGACAUGAUUCCCACAGUGGGCUUCAACAUGAGGAAGAUCACCAAGGGAAAUGUCACCAUCAAGCUGUGGGAUAUCGGCGGUCAGCCUCGAUUCAGGAGCAUGUGGGAGCGAUACUGCAGAGGAGUCAGUGCCAUUGUGUACAUGGUUGAUGCAGCUGACCCAGAGAAGACAGAGGCGUCUAAAAAUGAACUACACAACCUGUUGGACAAGCCCCAGCUCCAGGGUAUUCCUGUUCUUGUCUUGGGGAAUAAGAGGGAUCUUCCUGGAGCGCUUGAUGAGAAGGAGCUGAUUGAGAAAAUGAACCUCUCGGCCAUCCAAGACAGAGAGAUCUGCUGUUACUCCAUCUCCUGCAAGGAAAAGGACAACAUCGAUAUCACGCUACAGUGGCUGAUCCAGCACUCCAGAACCAAGCGGAGCACUUCAUGAGAACCUCAUCUCAAGACACAGGCCUUCACCUGUCCCAACCUGUCCCAAUCCCCCUGCCCUCUGUCCUCCCCAGCCUGUCCAUACUCCUUUUCUUUGGAUGACCCUCUCUUGCCGAUACCCCCCCACCCACCCCGCCUGAUUCCACUCUCCUGAAUGGAGCCUGGAAACCUUUUCUUUGCAGUGUUCAUUUUCUUUUUGUAAUAUAACACUUCUUGUGACCUAUGACCUCUGAUGGACAAAGUGGUACUUGGCAUCCCUGAUGUUCAUAUGUCAUACUUCACCAUAUCUGUUGAUAUCGAGGUUUAUAUUCAACUGAUCCAGAGACAGGGCAGAAUACUGUACAGUACAUAACCUCUGUUCCCAAUAAGUAGAGAAGACUGGAGUCUGAACACUGCAUCACUUAGCAGCUUCAAAGUCAACUUUACCACACUGAUAUCACAUUGCAAACAGUAUUUGUCUUAGACCAGUGGUUCCCAACCUUUCUCUGUUAAUGUGCCAUCAGCUGAAUUUUUCUCUGCCCAGAGUACCCCUGAAGUACCCCAUGUAUAUUUUACCAGAAAGCUUAUGUUUUCAUGGAUCUUCAAGUACCCCCUGUGGGUAGGCCAGGUACCCCCUGUGGGUAGGCCAGGUACCCCCUGUGGGUAGGCCAGGUACCCCCUGUGGGUAGGCCAGGUACCCCCUGUGGGUAGGCCAGGUACCCCCUGUGGGUAGGCCAGGUACCCCCUGUGGGUAGGCCAGGUACCCCCUGUGGGUAGUGUCCCUGGUUGGGAACCACUGUCUUUGAGCAUAGUCCUAUUACUUCCCAACGACAGUGGUACUGUGUGUAAUGAUACUAAAUGUACCUUUUUGAAGUGGGAGUGUUACAACAUUUGAUUGAAAUACUUGGGAGUUUGCGCAAGUCUCUCCAUUUCUCUUUUCUUUAUAAGGCUAAUGGGAGGUGUUGUUAAAGAUGUCCUUGAUGUCAUCUCUAUUCUGAUUAUAUAUAUAUACAUUUGCAUUAUGUCAUCUUCUCUGUCUGUUGCUUGUCCUGACACACGUUUGGUAGUUUAGAAACAGCAGGAAGAUUUUCUUUCAACUAAGCAACAUGGACUUUUAAUUUCCAUUAGCAAUAUCUGCAACACAUGGUUUACAAACAAUGUCAAUGUUUAUAUUUAUGCAUCCUUCUUUUCACAUUUCCUGUCAUUGAUUUAUAUCAUUAUGCAACAGCUCCUUUCCACCCAGUAAUGUACAGCUACUAUUUGACCAGUUUUCAUGUCAUUACAGGAUCAUGAAUAACCCAUUUAGAAAUUGAACAUCUGUGAUGAAGACGUCCCCCAGAUAAAGUGAGAUUAUACAGGUGUCAGCCAAUAUAAUCUAGGUGUUGGAAAUUUCAUAUUAACUAACAAUGAAGACUUCUGUCUAAUUUUGUAUUUAACUUUCAUGUCUAUGAUAUAUUACCUCCGACAUGGCCAACGUAACCAUUGACAACCGCAACAUCUCUGCUUUUUUGUUUGCAUGCUGGGGCAUAAGUAUUUGUGGGAUCUUUGAUAAUUAACUAUAAAUUGUUUUGUUUUUUAUGGCAAAUAUAGUAAAUACUAUCUGCUUUAACCUGUUUGUACAUUACUGUUUCAAUUAAGUUGAUGAUUGUGUUUUUAAUAGGAUAUGCUUAUGUAUGAUAACUAAAAACAUUGGUGAAAACCACUUUAUACAUGGUCUGCAGAAUUCAUAUGAUUGUUGCCACACAGUGCUCACAGUGGCUGUAGAUUGUUAAUGAUGGUUGGUGCUUUUCAUGUGGUGUCAUGUGUAUGUUUGUCUGGCUGUUUUCAUGUAUAUGAAAGAAUCAAUGUGGGAGAAGACGGUAGUGUUUUGGUUGUUCUCUAAUUAAAGGAUCCAUGUCACGGCACUGGUCACAACCUGA